GCAGGGAACAGCAUUGAGUGAACAGCCAGUGACCAGUCAAGAUGAGUGGAAGAGGCAAAGGAGGAAAAGGACUCGGGAAAGGAGGCGCCAAGCGUCACCGCAAAGUUCUCCGUGAUAACAUCCAGGGAAUCACCAAGCCCGCCAUCCGCCGCCUGGCCCGCCGUGGCGGAGUGAAGCGUAUCUCCGGUCUCAUCUACGAGGAGACCCGCGGUGUGUUGAAGGUGUUCCUGGAGAACGUGAUCCGCGAUGCCGUCACCUACACCGAGCACGCCAAGAGGAAGACCGUGACCGCCAUGGACGUGGUCUAUGCUCUCAAGAGGCAGGGCCGCACUCUGUACGGCUUCGGUGGUUAAGCCCAUUUACCAGCAGCAACACGACACAACGGCUCUUUUAAGAGCCAAACACUC
Xiphias gladius (swordfish) is the source of this 407-nucleotide messenger RNA. RefSeq names its product histone H4. The transcript has a single exon. Gene Ontology annotation, biological process: nucleosome assembly. Bases 42 to 353 code for a protein of 103 amino acids. Lineage: Eukaryota; Metazoa; Chordata; Actinopteri; Istiophoriformes; Xiphiidae. Gene Ontology annotation, cellular component: nucleosome. Gene Ontology annotation, molecular function: DNA binding; protein heterodimerization activity; structural constituent of chromatin. The record is from RefSeq and is a predicted model, not a curated record.